Molecule: messenger RNA, 1212 nt
Organism: Nematocida ausubeli
Lineage: Eukaryota; Fungi; Microsporidia
Exons: 1
Coding region: 1-1212 (403 amino acids)
Source: RefSeq, a predicted model, not a curated record
AUGGACACUCUUUUAGAUUUCUAUAAGGAAAUCUUAUCGGAAGAUGCACCAUUUCAAACAUAUUCAGUACUAUCUAUAUCUGUGGUUUUGUUUACGGCCCUCUGCAUCUUCAUUACAAACACAUGCAUUUUUAGUGAACUAGAUAAAAUUACUGCAAAGAUAGGAUACUCUACGGUUGGGUUUAAAAGCACUUUACUUUUAUUUGGGACUCUUUAUGCGCCAGUCAUUACUUCCUUGCAAGAUAUUAAACUAGGUGAUGCUGUGUGGCACCAUACCAUUGUGUUCAGUAUUACUGUCCUAUGCGGGUUCUGUAUUCUCUUGAAAAGAGGCAAGAAACGAGUCUGUGAAGAGAGUGUGCGCCACAUAAUCUUCUUCCAAACAAUUGGGACUCUGGCAUCUCCUAUGCUGGGCAUAUACUCCAUGCGGUCUUCCUACAGCAGCAUCUUUUUGUUUGCACUUUAUUUAAUAUACAUAGUACUUUUCUCUACGCACAGGAAGGAAGUUCAUAUUAACCUUCUGAUAGACCAGACUACGCGUAUGCCUUUUCUUGCAAGUGUAGUGGAUAAAAUACUUAAUAGAUCUAAAGAAGGCAGCCAAAAAGAGUGGGUGAGUACUUUGGUCUCUUCUGUUACGAUGGGGACUCUAGUUGGAAGAACCUUUUUUGGGAAAGACAGCAUACUCCUUGGGGUGGGCGUAUUCCUGGUUCUUUCAAUUCUCUCAAUGCAAACCAAAAAAACAAGUUGGUUUAGAAAUGCAUAUUCAUUUACAUGUGCUUGUAUUAUUCUUAAAGCUGUAUCGAUACACAUAUACAGCAUACUAAGGGUUCUAUUUUCAAGUGUAUAUAUGACAUAUUUAGGAUACAUUUUAAUUACCAAUAUAUAUCUUCUGUUUCCAUUGUGUGUGAUUUUGGCUGUGGGAAUGGCACAGAAGAGAUAUAAGCUUUGUUUUACAACAGCAUUAUCUAUGCCAAUUCAUGUGUUUCUAUUCCAAAAGGCAGUGUACCCUCAUGUAUACAUAAAUCCAUAUUACUUGUUGGUGGUGGAUAGAAUUACCCUGUAUUCUAUUAUUUUUAUUGCUAUUUCCACCAUACUUCUAUUUGCAAACAAUGAAAUUCGCUCUGGUCUCUUUGAGGUAGAAGUUGGAGGAAUUCUUCUUUCGCUCUACGUAGUGUACAUACUCUGUAUAUUAUGCCACCCAACACUAUCAAAAUAA